AUGGAGGAUAAACAAAAGCUGGUGGAGGCUGAGUCCGUCAAGAAAUUCGCCUUCUUCGGCGUGGCAGUGAGCACUGUCGCCACUUUGACAGCCAUUGUUGCAGUGCCUAUGCUCUGCAUGUACAUGCAAAAUGUGCAAUCCUCGCUUCAAGAUGAAUUGAACUUCUGCAGAACACGUGCUGACGGACUCCGUGGAGAAUACACUAAGCUCGAGUCGUACAGAAGUGGAGAGAAGGAACGUGAGAAGCGUCAAGCUUACCAAUGCUGCUCAUGCGGAGUUGGACAAGCUGGGCCACCUGGACCACCCGGACAGGAUGGAGCUCCUGGAAACGAUGGACGUCCCGGAAACCCCGGACAAAACGGUCCCGAUGCCACCGAUGACAGUGCCAAGCCAACCCGUGACGACUUCUGCUUCAUCUGCCCCAAGGGACCCGCUGGACCACCUGGCCCAUCCGGACCAAAGGGACCCAACGGACAGCCCGGAGAGGCCGGAGAUGCCGGACCAGCUGGACGCCCCGGAUCAGCUGGACCCCCUGGCCCACCUGGAGCUCCCGGAGAGCCUGGAAACCCUGGAUCCCAAGGACCACCCGGACCUCCUGGACAGACCAGAACCGUCCCGUCGCCACCCGGAGCACCCGGACCAUCUGGAUCACCAGGACCCCAAGGACCACCCGGACCCGACGGAAAGCCCGGAAACCCUGGACGCGAUGGACAACCUGGACCAAUGGGAGAGCCUGGAGCCGAUGGACAACCCGGAAACCCUGGACCCAACGGAGAGAACGGAAACGCUGGAGCCGACGGACCAAAGGGAUCUUGCGACCACUGCCCACCACCACGUACCGCCCCCGGAUAU
Mesorhabditis belari is the source of this 852-nucleotide messenger RNA. Lineage: Eukaryota; Metazoa; Nematoda; Chromadorea; Rhabditida; Rhabditidae. The record is from the annotation of a GenBank genome assembly.